CUCACCUGGAGUCUUUGUACACUGUGUGGGCUGCCCACUCCAACUUCACACUGCCUCCGGCAUCACACAUCUGAUCACUGGCUCCAAGCGGACUGAGAUUAUAGCAGAAACAUGUUUGUAUCGGUUACAACUCUCGUCACUUUGCUGGGCCUCUGUACACUGCAUCCUACUUCUGGACAGGACUGUUCAAGCAGACUGGAAUUACAAGGAUCCCUGAAGCAGAUCCAGAAGCUUCUCUCAGCUCAUGAAGCCUCCUACUUGCAGAAUCUACGCAACCUGAAGAAAAAAAUUAACCAGCUUCAGAGCAGCACAGGAAAGCACUCUACAAAAACCGUCAAUAGUACCUGCCCAAAGCCGGAUGUGCCCGUCAAUGGGAGGAAACUGGGCAAAUCACACACCGUGGGCCAUGAGGUUCAUUUUUUAUGUGACCCCGGCUAUGAACUAGUGGGAUCAGAGAGCAGAGUCUGUCAGGAGAGUCUGAGCUGGUCUGGCCAGCAGGCGGCCUGCAGAGAAAUCAACGAGUGUGCAUCCAUCCCAUGCCUGAAUGGUGGAACAUGCUUGGAUGAAAUUAAUCAGUUUUCUUGCAUCUGUCCCAAAGGCUGGGCUGGAGAAACCUGCCAAAGCCGUGUGCCAACAUUCUUUGCCACCAUUACAAACACCUCCGCCUACACUUCUGCUGCUGCUUCUACGGUGGCAACAGACACAGCUGGGACUUUUGUGCAUCCAUCAAGCUGCAGCACUGUGCAGGGGACCACCCACUGUACAUGUGAGCCAGGAUACACCAUCUCCGGUAGAGACAGCACCACUUGCACCGACAUUGAUGAAUGUGAGCUGUUCCAUAAUGGACAGGCGGGGAGACUGUGUUUACACACAUGCGUUAACACCGCUGGAGGUUACCGCUGUUCCUGUCCUGCUGGAUAUAAUGUGACCCGUGAUGGGCGCAGCUGUAAAGACAUUGAUGAGUGUGCCACCAGACAGAACAACUGCACCAAGGACCAGACGUGCAUUAACACAUACGGAGGAUUCCAGUGUGUUCGUGUAGAAUGUCCCAAAAUCUCUCAUGCGUUUUAUGUCAAAACAUCACCAAUGCGCUGUGAACGCAAUCCCUGCCCUGUGGAUAACAAGCUGUGCUCUCAAGCUCCAAAUUCCUUCUCCUACCAUUACCUGGCUGUCGUAUCCAACCUGUCAGCUCCCCGUGUCAUGUUCCGGGUUUCAGCGUUGCGUCCGAUGGGUGACACGCUUCGCUUCUCCUUGCUGGGUGGAAGGCAAGUUCGCCGCCACUUUACAGUCCAGCGUUCAGAUCGUCUGACAGGUCAGCUGAUGCUGAGCAGCCCAGUGCAGGGUCCUGCCACUCUGGAGGCUGAAGUAGAGAUGAGCGAACUGGAGAGACGAGUCCAACUGGGGAGGUACAUCACCAAAGUCACUAUGUUUGUUUCCCAGUAUGAGUUCUAAAAUAAAAGAGCGAUGAUACUAAUAACCAAAGAGUCAAAAGGUCAGAUGUCAGCCUUGAGUCAAAUAAUGACUCUGUGACCAUCCUUAAAGUUGUCUGUAAAUCAACCCGUUGCAUCUUUCCAAAUUCCUAUUAAAGUAAGCAAGCAACUUGACUUUCAAGUGCACAACACAUCUGCUUUUGCACUGCUGCAUGCAAAAGAUAGAACACAUUGCUAUAGAAAUGCAAAUGUAUGUUUUGGAGACUUAACAUGGCUUUUGUAUGGAUUCUGUGAAACGUAUUCAGUGCGUAUCCCAUGAGCAUUAAAUGAUAAGUCUGUCUUUUUCAAUGCCAAGAGAAUUAAUUUUACCUUAAAAACUAAAUUCUAUUGAUGUUAUUGUCCAAUGAAAGCACGCAUAGCUUCCAGCUACAGUAUGUUCUGCAGAUAUGAUAUCACAAACACAAUCAGUUCGAUUGUAGGUGUCCUGAUGUGAACAGUUAACAUUUAUCUUGCAAACAUCUUUUAGCUCUUUUUUUGUGGAGAAAUCAAAUAUUCAAUAUGUGGAAUGAAAUGGAAUUAAAUG
This is a messenger RNA of Dunckerocampus dactyliophorus (ringed pipefish), 2013 nucleotides long. Its product is annotated as fibulin-7. The coding region runs from base 112 to 1452 and encodes 446 amino acids. Lineage: Eukaryota; Metazoa; Chordata; Actinopteri; Syngnathiformes; Syngnathidae. The record is from RefSeq and is a predicted model, not a curated record. Gene Ontology annotation, molecular function: calcium ion binding. The transcript has 8 exons.